AGAUCCACGAAAACGCCUGAAUCUUCUUUGGAAACCUAUAAAUACACCCAGUCCGUGCUGUCUCGUCAGAUAAAGAUCGUCCAAAGCGUUUAAAAUACUUCUAAGUUUACACCCAGCAAAAAACCCAACACCCAUGGCUCUCAGUCUCUUUGGAAACGGCCGACGAAGCAACGUCUUCGACCCCUUCUCUCUCGACAUCUGGGACCCGUUCGAGGGCUUCAGCACUCUGGCCAACAUCCCCUCCUCCGCACGGGAAACAACCGCCAUCGCCAACACCCGCAUCGACUGGAAGGAGACCCCGGAGGCCCACGUUUUCAAGGCGGACCUCCCGGGGAUAAAAAAGGAGGAGGUGAAAGUUGAGGUGGAGGAUGGGAGGGUCCUGCAGAUCAGCGGCGAGAGGAGCCGGGAGCAGGAGGAUAAGAACGACAAGUGGCACAGGGUGGAGAGGAGCAGCGGCAAGUUCAUAAGGAGGUUCAGGCUGCCGGAGAACGCGAAGAUUGAUCAGGUGAAGGCGGCGAUGGAGAAUGGGGUGCUGACUGUGACUGUGCCGAAAGAGGAGGAGAAGAAGCCUGAGGUGAAGGCCAUUGACAUCUCCGGCUAAACUAGAUUCGCAUAACCUCGGCUGCUUUUGGGCUUAAUUUAAAUGUUGUAAUAUUAAAUAACGGUUUGUUGUGGUUUUAAUUUCUGUCUUUCGCAUUUCCGAGUCUGUGUGUACGUGAGAUGAGUGAUAUGUUGCGUCAGUUUUCAUGUAUGGUUUCUUGUUCUGAAAUGUUAUAAACCUCCACAAAAGUUUGAGUGCGUUCUUA
This is a messenger RNA of Pyrus x bretschneideri (Chinese white pear), 806 nucleotides long. Its product is annotated as 18.2 kDa class I heat shock protein. Gene Ontology annotation, biological process: response to salt stress; protein complex oligomerization; response to hydrogen peroxide. The transcript has a single exon. NCBI's taxonomy places the organism in Eukaryota, Viridiplantae, Streptophyta, Magnoliopsida, Rosales, Rosaceae. The record is from RefSeq and is a predicted model, not a curated record. The coding region runs from base 134 to 601 and encodes 155 amino acids.